Branchiostoma floridae (Florida lancelet) is the source of this 1253-nucleotide messenger RNA. Its product is annotated as protein FAM166C A-like. The coding region runs from base 112 to 633 and encodes 173 amino acids. The record is from RefSeq and is a predicted model, not a curated record. NCBI's taxonomy places the organism in Eukaryota, Metazoa, Chordata, Leptocardii, Amphioxiformes, Branchiostomatidae. The transcript has 6 exons.
GUCCGGCGGACCUCAACAAAGCGCAAAGUGGCCACGUCCUAGGUUUCUGAGGAGUGAUCAAGUAACAGGUGACAAGAAGUUUGCAAGAUUUGGACAGGUGUGAAGGAAAGUAUGGCGUCUCGGAGUGCAGGAACGCUCAUAACCACGCACAAUGCCACGUACACUCCGCCGGCACUCAUGCCCGGGUACAAGGGCCAUUGUCCCACCAUCAUGUUCCGGUACGGAGACACCUAUGGCAACACUACCAAGAAGUGGUUCCAAGACUUCCGCUCUGUCACCCUGAACAACAGCCAGACACAGUACUCCAAUGGUGGUUCGUUCCCGACAUCCCUGUCCAAUGACCCUGCCCUGGUGUUGGGGAACCGUUCCCGUACUCGGGACCGCUGGCUGGCCGCGCCGCGCGUCCGUUUGUACAACGUGCAUCACGAUGGCAAGGAGUGGUACAACAAGUUUGACAAGGUGUCGCAGGAACACCGUGAAUACUACAAGGACAAAACAGGAACCUCCAAGCGAGUGACUUACUUCCAUCUCCCUACAAAGGCAGAGGACAGCUUCCGUAAACUCCCGCCCAUUGGCAUGGGGUCUCGUCCCGAGUCACGCACUUUCUCCCCGAACAACUCAGUAUCCUGGUAACUGGUUCCCAUGGUAACACAGCUUCUACACGACAGGCGGGACCCGUACUACGGACAUUGACCUACCAGCGAUAAAAACGGUGGGGUCUCGCAAGAUGGCAGAGCUUGACCGCUUCGCUGAUAAAUCCUCGGUCAGGGAUCGCGCCAUGAGAGAUGUAUUCUUCGAGCGUAGAUAGACAGGAAGCAUAUAUUUGUAUGCCAUAUAAAACCCUUCCAUGUACAUAUCAUAAUUUUUCAUAUUUCUGUUGAAAUGUGUACAUUGAUUGCAUGAGGGGUUUUGAAAAAUUGCUGCUCUUUAUACACAAUGCAUGUAUAUAUAACAUAAUUAUAUAUAUUGGGUGAAUUGUAUUGAGGUUGAAGUUGCACAUAGAUUAUGAAUAAAUAUAACCACCAUGAGUAUUACAAUGCUAUCAAUGGUUCUAAUGCUUAGCAAUGUGAAACUACAGCUCCUACAACUUUAAGAAUAUUACUGAUCAUGAGAAUAGCAAUUUUACCCCUUUGAAGAUGUUGCUGUUUUUUAUUUGAAUUGGAUAUAUAGACAAUGAAUGUUUGUUCUCUGCUUCCCUCUGCUUGACAUACAUGAUACAGGAAAUUUUUGAAAAAUAUAACACAACCACAAGA